CUCUUAUCUAUCUAUCUAUCUGUCUCCAAGCUUAAAUCCAAAACCUAAUCUUCUCUGUCUUCCUUUACCGAAAUCUGUAAUUCCCACUCUCGUAUCAAUCUCUCUCUCUCUCUGUGUAUCCAUAUUGAUUGGAGAAAUGGGUGCUCAAGUGAGAAAUUAUGGUUGUGCAACUUACCAGAAUGAAGAGGAUGCUGAUAUAAGGAAAGGUCCAUGGACUGUGGAAGAGGACGCCAUACUUGCAGAGUACGUUGCCAUCCAUGGCGAAGGAGGCUGGAACGCCGCUGCUCGCUGUGCAGGAUUGAAACGGACUGGUAAAAGCUGUAGAUUAAGAUGGUUAAACUACUUGCGGCCGGAUGUUCGUCGUGGAAACAUAACUCUCCAAGAACAGCUUUUGAUUCUUGAACUCCAUUCUCGCUGGGGCAAUAGGUGGUCGAAAAUAGCACAGUAUUUGCCGGGCAGAACAGACAAUGAAAUCAAGAACUACUGGAGAACUAGAGUCCAGAAGCAAGCAAAGCAACUGAAAUGCGAUGUUAAUAGUAAACAAUUCAGAGACGCCAUGCGCUAUAUUUGGAUGCCUCGCUUAGUAGAGCGAAUUCAAGCAGCAUCUGGAUCUUCCACGGGUCACUCCAACUACAGUAGCAUCAACCACAAUGGUGUCCCUAUAAGCAAUGAAACUGGAGAAAUAAACAACCCCAUGAUUGAGUUGGUGAUGCCAGAGCCAUCAGGAUCCUCGUUGGAGUCCUUAGACACCCAGGUUUCUCCAGUGUCAGACGUGACCGAGUAUCAAAAUCCCACAAGUGUACAAAAUGUGUCGGGUUUAUACCCAGAAGGAGAAUCAGAUAGGUGGAUAGAGAUGGAGAUGCAGAGCAAUAUAGUAAAUGGUGGAGAGUCAUUGGAGAGUUUGUGGAAUGAGGAAAAUAUUUGGUUUCUACAGCAGCAGCUAAUGUGAUAUUAAUGUAAUUAGGAUUAUGAUUUUUGAAGUAGUUUAAGUGACUCAUCAAGUGUGUGAACAUUUCAAAAUUAAAAUUAGCUAACACUACACUUAUUUAAUUGAAAA
Molecule: messenger RNA, 1057 nt
Organism: Manihot esculenta (cassava)
Lineage: Eukaryota; Viridiplantae; Streptophyta; Magnoliopsida; Malpighiales; Euphorbiaceae
Product: transcription factor MYB78
Exons: 3
Coding region: 137-949 (270 amino acids)
Biological process (GO): regulation of DNA-templated transcription
Cellular component (GO): nucleus
Molecular function (GO): sequence-specific DNA binding; DNA-binding transcription factor activity
Source: RefSeq, a predicted model, not a curated record